GUCCUGUCCGCCGAGUCUUGGGAUAAGACAGUUUAUUUCAUCAAGUGCUGCUGUUAACUGGAGCUCAACAACCACAAUCAUCAGGAUGACUAUUGGCGCUUGAUGUAGGUGACGAAGAAGAGCAGCCGAGAAGGAGCCUCGUUCGGUGACACUGUGUGCGCAAAGGAAAUGGAGUUUAUUCUUCGUUGCAACGCAUUGAAAUGCAGGAAAGAGUUGAAGAACCAUGCAGUGGUUACUACCUGCAGUCAUGUUUUUUGCAUCGAAUGUGCAAAUCAAUCCCAGCUUUCAACAAGUGUACGGGAGAAUCGACGAACAACAUGUCCCGCAUGCGAUAUGCAUUUACCAAAUCCUGACGAUGUUGUCGUUACAAAUUUAGAACCAAGUGAGGACUAUAAGACGAGCGUGUUGAGUGGACUCAAUCCAAGCGUCAUAAUGGAGUGCGCAGGCCGAGCCUUAAGUUUCUGGGCAUAUCAAACAACUCAAGAGAUUGUUUAUCAAGAAUACCUUGCCAAAAGUUUGACAGACAAGUAUUCGACGCUGGAUUCUCAGAUGGACAAGAUAAUACAUGAUGCAAAUAGCGAGAUAUCGAACCUCCGCAACAAAAUGCAGGGAAUGAAUUCGGACAAUGAUGCUUUGAGGAGGAAGAAUGAAGAGCUCCAUCAUGAUCUUAGAGAGAGGAAUAAGAAGUUACUUCAGACCCAGGAACUUUACGAUAAGAUGAAGCGUAGAGGAAUGUUGGAUCAAGUUCAGACUGCGGCUUCGAACGCAGUUGAUGAUACAAUACAAGCGACGACAAACGGUAAUCGCUUCACGGAAAACCCAGGCACAAAUGACCACAGACCGCCUCUUUACGCAAAUCAACAGACUGGCCCGCUGAAUCAUGCUAGCGGUUUUCUCAACUCAACCAUGCCACCCCCACCCCAAAGAAGAAGACAUAGUAGUGAGUGGGACAAUAUUGGUAGCCAAGGGCAAAGUCAUGUGUCUCAGCACUACAAUCAUGUUCAGGCAACUCCUUCCUCUCAUCGACAGCCUUUGGCAUCCAGCCAUUUUCCUCCUACAAGCAUCGGUAGGAACAAUAUACAAAGCCAUAUGGCUGGAACACCGUUGCCAUUACCCAAUGGUCGAGCUACCCCUCGUCGAACUCCACUUUCAAGUAUCAAUGUUAAUACUGGUCAACCGUCCAGUUUUGUAGGUUAUGGCUUGCGGGCAGGUCUGAAAGUGGGAAACCCAGGAGCAUCUUUAGCAUCAGACUUUGCUAGACCAAGUGGUCGAUUAGUAGCGCAGAGACCUGGCUCAACCCUUCCAUUUAGUCGUGACUCAGGGCUCGGAACCCCCUCAAUUUCUCGAGGUGGAAGUAACUACUAUUGACGUAGUUACUGAUAUUGCUAUUCGAACCAUCUAUGUCUUUGCUGACCAUACCAGAUUCAAUGAUUCCCCGUACAACUAUACUAUUAAUUCCAAAAAUGUAGCUGUGACUCAGAAGUCAUGUGGCGCUAAAUAGUACUAGAUGAGCUUUCUUUCUCCAUUUUCUGUGCAAAAUGACA
Botrytis cinerea B05.10 is the source of this 1544-nucleotide messenger RNA. RefSeq lists its product as hypothetical. Lineage: Eukaryota; Fungi; Ascomycota; Leotiomycetes; Helotiales; Sclerotiniaceae. The record is from RefSeq and is a predicted model, not a curated record. The transcript has 6 exons. The coding region runs from base 169 to 1368 and encodes 399 amino acids. Gene Ontology annotation, cellular component: synaptonemal complex. Gene Ontology annotation, molecular function: ubiquitin protein ligase activity. Gene Ontology annotation, biological process: reciprocal meiotic recombination.